AUGGAAGGAGAGUCGGAAAAUGCGCCGACCCAGAGGCAGGAGCCGCCUGUGUUUAAGGCCCCAAGGCUGGUCUCGCGCCCAAAGCCCCCGGUGCAACAAGAGGAGGAGAUGGGCUCUGAGAUCAAGCUGGGCGACUUUGAAGAUGUCCAUGCUCUGUCCGUCUCUGAAGCGCGCGCCGUCGUCACAGCCGUCCACGAGGCACGAAAGAAGAAGGACCCCGAGAACAACCCGCUGCGCGACAGGAUAUACAACGACAGCAUAACCAUCACGCAGUUUCUCGAUUACCUCGACAACUUCGCCCGGUACAAGGAAGAAGACAGCCUGCACUCCAUUGCUGCCCUCUUCGAUGCCCACCCCGAAAUCUCCGUCGUCGAGAAGGCGCUGCUGGGAACGCUGACUCCGGAUACCGCCGAGGAAGCCACCACGCUCAUUCCCUCGCUGAACAUGGACGAGGAAGAGCUCCAGUUGAUUCUGGACGAGCUGAACAAAAUGCAGGAUCGCCUUCGAUAG
Alternaria arborescens is the source of this 510-nucleotide messenger RNA. RefSeq lists its product as hypothetical. The record is from RefSeq and is a predicted model, not a curated record. The transcript has 4 exons. Gene Ontology annotation, molecular function: translation initiation factor binding; nucleotide binding. The coding region runs from base 1 to 510 and encodes 169 amino acids. Gene Ontology annotation, biological process: mRNA export from nucleus in response to heat stress; transcription initiation at RNA polymerase II promoter; nuclear-transcribed mRNA catabolic process, deadenylation-dependent decay. Gene Ontology annotation, cellular component: RNA polymerase II, core complex; P-body. Lineage: Eukaryota; Fungi; Ascomycota; Dothideomycetes; Pleosporales; Pleosporaceae.